CGGUCUCCCUCGUCCGAUCACGUCUCCAAAGACUAAAAUCUCCCAUCUUUUUUUCUGAUGACUCCUCGUCAUUCCCCAGAGCUUAUCUUCCUUCCCUCCACGUCAAGAACCUUGUGACACCUCCUCAGCCUUUGGCCUCUUGAUACCCUAUAAAUCCCAUCGUCCCUCCGCUGUUCACCUGUCCAAAUAGGCAAAUACCAGCGAGAGCAGAGGAGACACCACGAAAGGAACCCGAGAGAAGGGGUCUUGGCUUGUUGCGAGCACAUGAGGAUCCACCCAGCAGCAGCUCCCGCCGGCGGCAAGAAGGACCUCCGCCGGCUGCCGCACGUGUACAGCAAGGUGCUCGAGCUGCCGCUCCCGGCGGACACUGACGUCGAGGUGUUCGAAGGCCCCGACGCCCUCCACUUCGUUGCCACCGGUGCCCGUGGCGCCGGCGUGGUGCAGGUGCGCACCGUGAGGAUCCACCCCGGGGUUACCAAGGUAGUGGUGCAGGCAGGAGGCACCGGCGGCGGUGAGAAGGCUGGCGCCGAUGACAUGGAGCUUGACAGGUGGCGGUCCCGGUUGCCCGAGGCGAGUCAUCCUGAGAUGGCGGUGGCCGGGUACGUCGACGGGAAGCUCGUUGUGACGGUGCCAAAGGGCCGUGAUGGCGGUGAAAGCGCUGAUGCCAGCCAAGGUGAGGUUACCUGCAGAAGCUGCAGUGGAGGAAAGAUCAGUGGAAGACUGGUGGUUGUACAGUAGUAGUAGAGACUAUAUAGUGCGGUGGUUGUUCAUCUAAUCCACUAUCUAGUAAUGUCUUGCCAUCUUUGUUUUUUUUCCUGAAGAUGGGCUGUUUAUUAUGUUACUUCCCUUGCCUGGUUUUAGCAUCAGAUGUUUCACAAGCUGCCUUCCCGCUGGUUCUUAAGCGUAUAGAAACAGCUAUUGUAAUUUAUCUUAGAUUUCCUUGAAAAGUUGAAAACAAAUGUAAAUUCUAGAUAGACCUAUGGCUCUUGAGAUAUCAUUAUCCCCGUCUUGGUGUGCCCACUUGAUGCAAAUUGGAUUUUAUCGUGUUAGAUAAGGUUUGGUGGAGCA
Messenger RNA from Panicum virgatum (switchgrass), 1068 nucleotides. RefSeq lists its product as uncharacterized. The record is from RefSeq and is a predicted model, not a curated record. Bases 265 to 738 code for a protein of 157 amino acids. The transcript has a single exon. Lineage: Eukaryota; Viridiplantae; Streptophyta; Magnoliopsida; Poales; Poaceae.